Molecule: messenger RNA, 1362 nt
Organism: Chanos chanos (milkfish)
Lineage: Eukaryota; Metazoa; Chordata; Actinopteri; Gonorynchiformes; Chanidae
Gene: tnip2
Product: TNFAIP3 interacting protein 2
Exons: 6
Coding region: 1-1362 (453 amino acids)
Biological process (GO): toll-like receptor 2 signaling pathway; positive regulation of canonical NF-kappaB signal transduction; toll-like receptor 3 signaling pathway
Molecular function (GO): K63-linked polyubiquitin modification-dependent protein binding
Source: RefSeq, a predicted model, not a curated record
AUGGAUAACAUUAAAGGGGAUGAAAAUGCGUUGAAAGCCAAAUUACGGAGCUGCUCUGCACUGAACACAUUUUGUCAUGAAAAACAACAAGAGAUUGCUAAUCUAACCAAACAAAUUUACUUGAAAGACGUUAUUAUUGCCGAUUUAAAAUCGAGAUUAGGAAAGUACGAAACAACUUGUAUCACCGCCGAGGGACAAGAGCCAGUUUUACUUGGACCAUCACAGUCUCUGGUUGAGAGCUUGUGUAAAGAAAUCUGUAAAUUGAAGCAAAAAAUGAAAGAAUCAGAGAAGGACGCCGCCCAGACAUUGGAGUCUAAUACACUCGAGAUCCAGAGGCUGGAAGAGUUGUUGAAGGAGAAAGAUCAGGAGUUGGAAAGCAUCAGGCAACGACCAGAACACGAAAAGGAGAGGGAGAUCCAACAGCUCCGCUUAACGCUGGCCAAGAGGGAACAGGCUCAGGCAACCAGAGAAGUGUUAUGCACGUCACUAGCAGAAGAGGCUGAGAAAUUGAGGAGCCAACUCGGAGCCACUGUUCGGGUAUGCCAAGGGCUGCUGGGUCGCCUGGCCCCAGUCAGUAAGAUGACAGACUCCUCUGAGGUGGCUCAUGUAAAUUCCCUGGUUUACAAACUACAAGAAGAGAAUGAAAGUCUUAAAAAGAGAGUUGAAUAUGUGGAGAAUUUGAAUGCCAAGUGGCAAAAGUAUGACUCAAGUAGGGAAGAGUAUGUCAGGGCCUUGUGUCAGAAACUGAAGGACUCCAACGGUUUGGCCAGCCCAGGACCUGGCCAUGGCCCCACUACUGUAACAGGACUGGGUCUCCUUCCCCCAGCAGCUACUCCUGGGCUCCUCCAGGAGGAGAUAGCCAGACUCAACCGCCACCUGAAGGAGAAGGUUGCAGAGUGUGAGAGACUGGGCAGAGAGAGGGAUGAUAGAGCCAGGAGAGAUCAGGAGAGGAUCCAGAUGCUGGAGCAGCAGGUUCUUGCCUAUACCGAGGACUUCAAUUCGGAACGAGCGGACAGGGAAAGAGCUCAGGGCAAAAUUUUGGACCUCCAGGAAGAGCUCAGACGGUUGCAGAUACACUCUCAGAGCCCGCGAGAAGCUACCGCGACCUGCCGAGUUCACGCUAGCCGCAGGAAUCCCACGUGCCAACAGACGGACACUGCCGAGCCCUUGCAAAGGAGUAGUCCUGAAAGGCCAGCCACAAACAGGACGGGAAUUUACCCACAGCUGGCCUCGACUUGGAACGAAAACCGGGGUUCGGCUGACCUGCAGUGUCCGCACUGUGCCACCAAGUUUGACGAGACACAUUGUAACGAUUUCCUGAACCACUGCGAGGAAUGUGCCGGAACUUUCCUGCUCGCGUGA